Molecule: messenger RNA, 2721 nt
Organism: Melanotaenia boesemani (Boeseman's rainbowfish)
Lineage: Eukaryota; Metazoa; Chordata; Actinopteri; Atheriniformes; Melanotaeniidae
Gene: fam234b
Product: family with sequence similarity 234 member B
Exons: 13
Coding region: 65-2128 (687 amino acids)
Source: RefSeq, a predicted model, not a curated record
UGCAGGUCUCCGGGUCUGCAGACAUACUGUUGUGCUAGCGUCAGUAUCUCUGGGAGAAAGGGAAAUGGCUGCAGCUCUGUCCCGAGCUCUGAAACUGCCCGGGAAGAAGGGCUCAGGGCUCGGGGAGUACGACCCUCUCACCCAAGCGGACAGUGAAGACGAGAGCGAAGAGGAUGACCUCGUGCUCAACUACCCACGCAACGGCCUCGGCAGAGACAGCUCCCUGGGCGUUGGCUCCUCAAAGGUACGUGGCGGCCGAUCCCGAAGGCUCGUGGGUGCCACGGAUGAGGCGCUGGAGGACGAGGAGGAGGACGAGUGGACGGAGAGACUUCCCAGCAAAUCCAGGCAGGGCAGAGAGGACAUGAAAGGCGUGCAGCACUGGAGCCACAGGGACUCGGACAGGGAGAGGUUGGGGGAGGACAGAGGGGGUGCCGGGGCCUCGGGGUCCGCCGGGAUGGGGGUUCACAGCCCUGAUGCGGAAGCGAAAAGGAUGAGAGUGAAGAAUGCUGUCCGAAGUGCAUUUUUCCUGGUGCCCGUGGUCUGUGCCACAUUUCUGGUGCUUCUGUGUGCGUUCCUGAUUCCCUGCCAAAAGGGUGAGCUGGAAAAGAAGCUGCAAUGGGAAAGAGCACUGGGAGAUGCUGGAGGUGUCACACCACCAGCACUGGCGAUGUGGGAUGUUGAUGGUGAUUCAGUGGAGGAUGUCUUUCUAGGUGUGACUGCAAGGGCCAAUGGCACCCAUUCAGCACAAGGGAACAAAGAAUACAAAGCGGUGGCCUUGUCUGCCGUCAGCGGUCGGGUGCUGUGGGAGAAGGUCAUGAGGGAGUCUGUGACGUACAUCCAGUGUGGACCGCCAUACAGCGCCCAGGCAUCACCCGUGUGCCUCCUCAUCUGCAAAUCCGUCCUCAUGGCGGUCAGUGGCGCCACAGGAACGAGGUUGUGGUCGGUCCUGCUUAAGAACAUUGAAUCUCAAGCGGUGUUACUUCCAGACCUCCAGGGCGACUCAGUCCCAGAUCUGCUUGUAGCAACCCUACCUGCAGAUGAGGCUUUGGAUUUGUCCCUGACUCUGAUCUCUGGCUUGACGGGAGCAAUGCUCGGACAUCCCGUGCCUUUCAACCUCACCGGACAAGGAAAGCUGAUUGGUCCUUUACUGCACGAGACACAGCAAGGAGCAUUUUACAUCCUGUUUGGACUAGGAAACGUCCAGGCCAUCUCUCUACAAGACAUCUACAUCCGCGCUGCUUGCCCAAUGCCCUUGACUCCAGCUCUUAGAAAGAAGGAUCCAGUGUGGGAGGGACUCAAGAAAAGCAAUUCCUCCUCCCUUAUACAUAUUUACCGAGGAUCUGAGCGUGUUGAGUUCCUGCUUCCUCUUGUGACUGGUUCUGGAAAAAACCGCAACAGCCUGGAUGCCGUUUCCAACGUGAACAUCACCAGAAGUGACUGGGCGUUGGUAUAUGGUGCCAGUAAGCUAUCACUGCUCAGACAGAGGGACUUACGCAAAGAGUGGACCUUCAGCUCACCUCCCAUACACAGCCAGCCGGCUCCAGGGCUCUUCAACGAUGAUGGAAUUCUUGAUCUUUUUGUUCAGCAUUCAGCAAACGGGGUCAUGAAGGCUCGGAUUGUCGACGGGGCCAACGGCCACCUUCUCUGGGCAGCAGAGUUUGUGUGUCCUCAUCUUGAUUUGGGAACAUCGGCUUUCUCCACUUCAACUGGCCAAUCAGUUUUCCUGUUCUGGGCCGGUGAGCCAAUCAAAUCACAGGGAAAUGGUAGCAAGACAACUGUGGAACCAGGUGUACCUGCACCAGAACCACUCAUCAGAAAACUCUUCCUGCUGCACCCUAGAUAUCCCACAGUCCUGCUGGAGCUAACCAGUACCACAGACACAGCAGUCACAUCUGCAGUGAGUUACCAGCAGCACCAGAAAGACGCCACCUACAUCACCGUCUCCUCCACGCCUACAACUGACUCAGAGCCUGGUGCCCGAAUAGUCAAGAGCAUGAGCCUCAGAGCUGCCAUCGCCAAAGGGAAGAUCGUCAGGCUAGGUGAAAACAACAAAAAGGGGAGCCCCGUUAAACCUGGUGCAUUUGAGGUCAACACUUUCUUUAGGCGUCUGGCUUUCAAACAACAGUGAAAAACGGAGCAAAACAAUUCAGCUGAGAGGAAUCACGGGUGAAAGGGAUGAACACUGGGAACAAUUCUGCACUGAGGAGAUGUUUCGAAUUCAUUUGAAGCUGUUUAAAUGCUGUUAGGAUCAAUAAGCAGACUUUAAUUUCUGUUAAAUGUGAAACAAAUGUCAUGUUUUGGUUUAUUUUAUGUUUGUACAAUGACAUUGUAUAUUUAAAUUAUUUAAUUAGCAUUAGGAAGUUUGUAAUAUUUAACUUCAGCAGAGCAACUGUAUUUUAUCACUAACAAUGAAGCACAAUAGUAAUGCUAUAAGAGCAUGUAAAUUUAUAGACCUCUCUCAAGGCCAGUAUUUUUAUUCCUAUUGGUUACAUCUAAAUUGUAAAGCCGCUAAUUAUGUAUUUUUCUGAUCACUAAGUUAAGGAGUGUGUAAAUAUUUAAUGGUGUAAAGUAUUUAUUAGUUUGCUUUAAAGCUUUUAUGUUUUUCCUUGUUUAAUUUGUUAUAUUUUUUUUUAUUAUUGUAUGAUCAAGCACUGUUUAUUGAAAUCAAAUGUAAGCUGGAACUUCACAUAAUGCAAGAGAAAGUAAACAACCUCAACCAUC